This is a messenger RNA of Lampris incognitus (smalleye Pacific opah), 2972 nucleotides long. Its product is annotated as UDP-glucuronosyltransferase 2A2-like. The transcript is spliced from 2 exons. The coding region runs from base 10 to 1653 and encodes 547 amino acids. Lineage: Eukaryota; Metazoa; Chordata; Actinopteri; Lampriformes; Lampridae. Gene Ontology annotation, molecular function: UDP-glycosyltransferase activity. The record is from RefSeq and is a predicted model, not a curated record.
CUGGCAAGAAUGUUGGAGUUGAAAGUCUUAACUAAUGUGCCAACUUCCAGGGAAGAACUGAAGAAAUUUAGGAUGUCCCUUUCUUUGACUUUCAUCAUUUCUUUUAUCGCUGUCAUUACUCCAGCUGCCCACAGUGGGAAAGUGCUGGUAUUUCCACAUGAUGGAAGCCACUGGGUGAACAUGAUGGUGCUUGUGAAGGAGCUGCAUUCAAGGGGCCACAACAUCACAGUAGUUCGAGCUUCAGACAGCUGGUACAUCAAGGAGGUCUCUCCCUUCUACAGAUCAGUUGCAGUAGAUACUGCUAUGGGUGCUGAUGAGGAAUUCUUUCGUUCAUUUGUGUCAAAAGUCAUCCAGAUAAAACGAGGGUUUGGGUCUUCCUGGACUCGUUUCACUUUGGACAUGGUGUUGAAAGACAAGUUUUCAGAAAUGCAUAGGAAAGUCUGUCAGACAGUGUCACACAUGUUUGAGAGUAAGGAAUUGAUGAGGUCCUUAAGAGAUGCCAAGUACGAUGUGAUUUUGACUGACCCUGCAAAUGGGGGAGGAGUUAUGCUGGCUCACUACUUAGGCUUGCCCCUAGUAUUCAAUGCUAGGUGGACUAUUCAUGGUGAGGCCCAUUUUGCAAUUGCCCCUUCUCCACUUUCUUAUGUUCCCUUUCCAGUUGCAGAAUUAACAGAUCAAAUGACUUUUUCUGAAAGAUUAAAAAAUGUAAUUGUUUACUCAAUGAGGAUGCAUCUCUACAGACAGACAGUUGGGCAUCACUAUUCUGCACUAUGCAGCCACUACUUUGGCCCGGAUGUAAACUAUUUCUCCCUGUUUCAAGCAGCGGAUUUGUGGCUCAUGAGAGUUGACUUUGUUUUUGAGUUCCCUCGCCCCACCAUGCCAAAUAUUAUCUAUAUGGGAGGGUUCCAGUGUAAACCUGCUGAACCGCUUCCUCAGCACCUGGAAGACUUUGUGUUGAGUUCUGGGGAACAUGGAGUCAUCAUCAUGUCUCUAGGAACUUUAAUUGGAGAUCUCCCCCAUGACCUAGCUGAGGAGAUCGCUGCAGCUUUUGCUAAACUCCCUCAGAAGGUCAUCUGGAGACAUAAAGGUACCAGGCCAACAACUCUAGGAAAUAACACUUUACUAGUUGACUGGAUGCCACAGAAUGACCUGUUAGGUCAUCCACAGACCAAAGCAUUUGUAGCACAUGGAGGAACAAAUGGGAUUUAUGAGGCUUUAUAUCAUGGUGUUCCAAUAAUAGGCAUUCCCCUUGUCUUUGACCAGGCAGACAACCUUUCCAGAAUGAAAGUGAAAGGUGUGGCGAAGGUUGUGGAUAUUUCUGCAUUAGAUAGGAAUGUGUUUUCCAGUGCCUUACAGGAAGUUCUUCAUGAGCCGUCCUACAGGAUGAACAUGCAGAGGCUCUCCAGGCUGCACAGAGACCAGCCAAUAAACCCACUGGACCACGCCCUCUUCUGGAUAGAGUUUGUAAUGAGACACAAAGGUGCUGCUCACCUGAGAACAGAGUCCUACAGAAUGCCCUGGUACUCCUACCACUCUAUAGAUGUUAUCGUGGUCUUGCUAGCAUUCAUACUCCUUAUUCUGCUGACGUUUGCUACCUUAAUCAAGUGUCUAUGCUCCAGGAUGUGUUUAAGGAAAAAGAGUAAACGCGAUUAAAAGUGGUUAUUGAACAUUUAUGCUAUUUGAUUUUUGGUUUGUUUUGAAAGAUGUCUAUCACAAACAUAACUUGUGAUCAAAGCUGCACAUUACUGAGGUAAUGCGUUGUCAAAAAAAUAAGUUACCUGAAUGAAUGAUUCUUUUAUUACUAGUCCUUAAGGUGUGAUGGGAAACUUGCAAGAACGAUAACAGCACAUUAUACAUUGCAUCUAGUCAAUGUUGAAGGAGUAGGCUACAUCUUGGAUGGACUAUGGGUAUGCACAGCUGAUUUACAACUAAUUGCAAUUAAUUGUACAAGGCUGGCAUAAAAGAUAAGUGACUGUCAAGUCAGUUCUGUUGUUCUACACUGUAUGAUCCACAGUAUUCUAAGUAUGUUUUUGACAUGUUUCCAUUUUCAGUAGAAUGUGAAACACAUCGUCUAGGUCCACAACAUACAUUUUUACUAAGUGCUGAUGUUUGUAGUGGGAAACGUAUCCUACAGCUCGAAUUAUUUAACAUCCAUUUUGUAACAAUCUAAUGUGUAUUUAGAUUGAACGAUUUGUACGAGAUAAACAAGGCUCAGCGUUUUCGGUUUUUAUUUUUUAAAGCCAUCCAGCAUGCCACAUUUCGCCACAAGAGGACACUGUUACAUAACCUCACAUCCGUGGAAACAUAAAAUCCGGGUGAAAAUCAGUUUAAAAAUCUGGGUAUUUUUCGGUGAAAAUCGGUAAAAACCGAAAACGCUGACCCUUGAAGACAAACAAGGCUUUGUUCAUGUAGCAUAGGCUCUGUAAUGGACUGGCGACCUGUCUAGUGGGUCUCCUUGCCGGAGACUCCAUGUGGCAAAGUGCUGUUUCCAUUAAUUUUUUUUUAUGUUUUGUGAAUUACAGGAAGUACUACAAAAAUUAGGACGAUAAACUGCAGAUUUAUAGGUCUCAAGUGCGCCCUCGACAGACGCGAGGGCGCACUUGCAGACCAGCAGUUCCGGCAGUCAUGCUGGCUGGCGUUCGCUCUCUGUACAGUGAUUUUUUUUGGACUGUGUUGCACUGAGUGCACUGUAUUGUUACACUUUUCUUUUUGCGUUGUUCUCUCUGUUUUUGUAUGUUUUUGGUGAUGUCGUUUUGGGAAGUUUUGGAUGUGUGUUUUUAUCUUUUGUGUUGCACUGCUGUGGGCUGGGUGAAACCAAAUUUAAUUUCUUUCGUGUACACAAGUACACGAAAGAAAUAACAAUAACUUGUUCCUGAUUCCUGAGGUGAAAUAAAACGAAUAAAACCAUUAAAUGUAACAACCACUGAAAACUUUGUUUUAUUUUUUAACAGAUAAUCUUUUUAAAUAAAACU